Molecule: messenger RNA, 924 nt
Organism: Salvia hispanica
Lineage: Eukaryota; Viridiplantae; Streptophyta; Magnoliopsida; Lamiales; Lamiaceae
Source: RefSeq, a predicted model, not a curated record
AUGUGGCACAUCACGCUAAAGCUUACUGACAAAGUCCCAAGGAGAUCGCUAGAAAAUGAAGAUUUGAAGAAAGAGAUAAGUGCGUGUGUGUGGUCUGAUGUAUUAGAGCCAGUUGAAUUUGAAGAGACGUGGAUGGGGAUAAUGGAACGUUAUGAGCUACUUGAUGUGGAGUGGUUUGUAACAAUGUUCCAGAAUAGAAGGAUGUGGGUCCCUGCAUUCUUCAGAGAUUUUCCUAUGGGGUCGCUGAUUAGGACCACGUCUGUAUCAGAGUGCGAGAAUAGUUUUUACAAAACAUUUACAAGGCCACGCUCAAAUCUUGUGGAAUUCCUUAUGUGCUUCGAUCACACAUUGGCUGCUCAGAGAAAUUCUAGCUCUAAGUUGGAUUAUGUUGAUUCAACAAUCAUCCCCCCAUUUUCCACUGACCUGCUUCUGGAGAAACAUGUUGCGACAAAGUGUGUCAAGGUUAUCCCUGACAAGUACUACAAUGGGAGGUGGUUGAAGUCAAGUAUAUCCAAACCUGUGCAAGUGUGCGAAAUUUCGGUUGAUGCCAAGCAACUUGCACAUAAUAAAGUAGCAGAUAUCUUCUUUGGUUACAUGCAAAAGGUUGAUGUUGAAACCAUCGAAGCAUUUUCAGCUGCAAUGCAGGAUUUUGGGAAAAGAAUAGAGACGGACUCAACAGUUUUGCGUUAUGUGGAGAAGAGGAAAACAGUUGAUGAUUUCUAUUUCAUUGGAAGACCAGAUGUAGUAGAAGUUCAUCCUCCAAAAGUGGUGAGGACGAGAGGUUCCUGCAAUGAUUCGGGCAGCCGUAUCGUGUCGGCAAGAGAGAAGGCUAUUACAUUGCAAAGCAAGCCUAAGCGUAAGUGUGGGAAAUGUGGAGAGGUGGGUCACCACGACGCUAAGAAUUGUGGAAGACAAAAACAUUAA